Molecule: messenger RNA, 3176 nt
Organism: Asterias rubens (European starfish)
Lineage: Eukaryota; Metazoa; Echinodermata; Asteroidea; Forcipulatida; Asteriidae
Product: ER degradation-enhancing alpha-mannosidase-like protein 2
Exons: 10
Coding region: 62-1726 (554 amino acids)
Biological process (GO): mannose trimming involved in glycoprotein ERAD pathway; endoplasmic reticulum mannose trimming; carbohydrate metabolic process
Cellular component (GO): endoplasmic reticulum; membrane
Molecular function (GO): calcium ion binding; mannosyl-oligosaccharide 1,2-alpha-mannosidase activity
Source: RefSeq, a predicted model, not a curated record
CGUGUAAACAAUAAAAAUCCGCAUAAACAACAUAGCUUGAUUUGAAACUGUCUCUGAGAUUAUGGCGUAUUUGCUUCAAUUAGCCUUGCCAGUAAAAAUAUUGCUAACAGUUUGUGUCGGCCUGGUUGUGUGCGCAACAUUUACAGACAAUGAACUAUUACAAUACAGAGAGAGAGUGCGAGCAAUGUUCUACCACGGCUACGAGAAUUAUUUAAACAAUGCUUUCCCCUAUGAUGAACUUCGACCUUUGACCUGCGACGGGGUAGACUCAUGGGGAAGCUAUUCUUUAACACUUAUUGAUGCCUUGGAUACCUUGGCCAUCAUGGGUAACUACAGCGAGUUCAGGAGAGUUUCUAAACUGCUUGGGAACCAUCUGGAUUUCUCUGAAGACAUCAACGUGUCUGUGUUUGAAACGAAUAUCAGAGUUAUUGGAGGAUUGCUAUCUGCGCACCUAUUGUCCCAGAGAGCUGGUGAAGAUCUGGAGCCAGGCUGGCCCUGCACUGGACCCCUACUGGCCAUGGCUGAAAAGGUAGCCAGGAGAAUUCUACCAGCUUUUAACACACCGACGGGUAUGCCCUAUGGUACAGUCAACUUAGCCCACGGGGUACCAGCAGGAGAGACUCCGGUCACGUGUACAGCGUGUGUAGGAACGUACGCCAUCGAGUUUGGAACGUUAAGUCGCCUGACCGGAGAUCCUGUAUUUGAACAGACAGCACUCCGGGCUCUCACUGCAAUAUGGAAAUCACGAUCUGAUAUUGGACUGUUUGGUAACCACAUUGAUGUCUUGACAAGGAAGUGGACAGCAUUGGAUUCAGGGAUUGGUGCAGGGGUAGAUUCACUGCUGGAGUAUCUCGUCAAGGGAAGCUUGCUGCUUGGGAAUACAGAAUUACUUGACAUGUUUUGGGAGUAUGAAAACUUGACGAAGCAGUUCAUGAAGCGAGAUGACUGGUACAUGUGGGUCAACAUGAAGAAAGGUCAAAUCUCGAUGCCUGUAUUCCAGUCACUGGAAGCCUACUGGCCAGGCUUGCAGAGCCUUUUAGGGAAAACAGAUGAGGCCAUGAAGACUUUGCAUAAUUACCAUCAAGUGUGGCGACAAUUGGGAUUCACUCCGGAGUUCUUCAAUAUUGUUACAAAUAAAGCUAUCGAUAAAAGAGAAGGUUACCCACUGAGGCCAGAGCUAAUAGAGAGUGUGAUGUACCUAUACCAAGCAACCAAAGAUCCAUAUCUUUUAGAAGUUGGACGAGACAUCCUCACAUCAAUAGAGACAAGUGCUUGGACACCGUGUGGAUACACAAGUGUAAAAGACGUCCGGAAUCACAAGCUCGAUAACCGUAUGGAGUCGUUCUUUCUCUCCGAAACCACAAAAUACCUCUACCUCCUGUUCGAUCAGGACAACUUCUUGCAUAACAACGGUAACCACGGAGAUGUCAUCAAGACCCCCCACGGAGAAUGUGUCCUCAACGCCGGCGGUUAUAUUUUCAACACGGAGGCUCACCCGAUCGACGUGGCAGCUCUGGACUGCUGCCACCGGGCAAAAGACGUCAAUGUUUUAGAGACAAUGCUAGAGGCCUUACACGGACGCCGUGAAAAGUUUGAAUUUGUGACGGAUUAUUUAGAAAAAAAAGCUGUGCAUUGGAGCUCUGAAGGACUACCUGAGGUGGCUAAUUGCUCGGUGAAAUCUUUCGGAAGUAGGUGGUCGUUAAUGGGGGAGAUGAUGGACCCAUGAUCACAUUCAUACAAAAUUAAAAAUUAAAAUUUAUCCCUUUGCUAUCUAUUCAAUCAUGCAAAGCCGUAGAUCCAUUUACAAAUGACAUCCUUGCCAUUUAGGGACCUUGUCAAAGUAAGUCCAGGACAACCAAUGGAUAUAUAUAGCCCAAGACAAAGAAUUUUGCCUGACAUUGUAUCACCUUGUUUGAAAUUGGGUUUCAGAGAAAACAUGGUAGAAGUUCAAAGUGCCUGGAUCACUAUCUACUGGUAAACAAGCAAGGGUCGAUAAAUGUCUCAAUUAAAAAUAUCACUACAUUUAUUUGUCAAAUGCAAUGACCUCAAAACCUUCCAGAUCGCUCCAAAUCUGUACAGUUGUUAUACAUCAUUUAAUCAGCCAGUCAAACCAAGGAGCACUCCAAGGGGUACAUUGGCAAGGGGCUUGUCUUUAGUGCACCGGAGAACUGUGUAACUUACAGCAAGUAAGCCCACGUCUCUCAUAGAUCGAAAAUCCAACAAAUAUUUUACAUCAGCAAUUUGUUUAUCCGACUACCUGUCCUCGAUUCAUUUUGACAAGACCCCUCCUGCUGCUGUGUGAAUUUAGCUCUCAGCCUUGUUUUGGUUACCGACGGACAAAGGUCAAGUGAAAGAAUCAAGAUAUCUUAAGUCAAAAGUUUAGAGACCAAAAUCAGCACACCUCUUGAUGCUUGGUGGAAAACAUAAUUUUUUUCGAUCAAAGUAUUUGUGCAAUAAAUUAAGAUUUCUUUGAGCUAAUCUUUUACCAUUCUUUAAAUACUUUUAAAAAAAUGAAGGGUGCUUUGCAACUUUGUUCUGGUUUCUCUCCCACCAAAAUUAUAAUGUGGUGAAAUGUUCAUUUAAAAUAAAUAUUUAAAAAAAAAUCUAAGUGAAAAUAAGGAGAAAUUAGUACAAUCUCUUCAAAACAGUUCUAUAAUUUAGUUAAAUUAAUUUCUACUGCCUAACAAAUGAACAAGUGCACCAAUGCUUUCAACGAUCAAACCUCAAAAUGCUUCAUUUUGUCAUGGAAUUUUGUGCUAUCGGACUUUGAUUUUGAUUUGUAACUACUAAUUGUUUAUUGUACCUGAUUUAAAUAAAUCACUGUAGCUCGCAAGCCUGGAGAAACUUUCAAACUUUAUUUGAAACCGAAACAAUUAUUUAUAAUAUAACUAGAGGGCAAACAAAUCCAUGUGACGCAGCCCAACAGGAAUAAUUUUGGCCCUUGGGAAAAUGGUGCCGACCAUUUAUAUAACGCAGGUCACACUACCAACAUUCUGCAAGGGGAACGUUGUAUGUAGUUAACCUAUAGUGAUUUAAGCCCAACGUAGGCCAUCGCUGUUUGUGUGUAAAUAGAGUGCCCCCUCUAUUUCUAUUAUAAAUCUUUGGUUAAAGACACUGGACACUAUUGGUAAUUGUCAAAGACUAGCCCUCACAGUUUGUGUAUCUCAACAUAUGCA